Nelumbo nucifera (sacred lotus) is the source of this 3363-nucleotide messenger RNA. RefSeq names its product 26S proteasome non-ATPase regulatory subunit 2 homolog A-like. Gene Ontology annotation, molecular function: enzyme regulator activity. The record is from RefSeq and is a predicted model, not a curated record. NCBI's taxonomy places the organism in Eukaryota, Viridiplantae, Streptophyta, Magnoliopsida, Proteales, Nelumbonaceae. Gene Ontology annotation, biological process: regulation of protein catabolic process; proteasome-mediated ubiquitin-dependent protein catabolic process. Gene Ontology annotation, cellular component: nucleus; proteasome complex; proteasome regulatory particle, base subcomplex.
GCAUAAAUGGUAGGGAUCGGAAUGGGUCAUUUCCAUUCCAAUUCCAGGCAUCUAUUCCAAGAAACCAAACAGACCCUUGCAUUUUGCACUCGUUAAACUUACAUAUAGCAAUUAGUGUUGCGUCUUCCACCGUCACCCGCGUAGUCUCGUUCCUUUUCCGGUCUUCCUUUUACACUGAAGCUCGACUCUCUCCUCUUCCUCUCAAACCAGUCCGUUCUCUGAAUUGAAGCUCUGAAGAUGACAACGGACCCUAACCCUAACUCUGGUAGAAGCCUAGACGAGGCGUCCUUGAAGGUCCCGUCCAAAGAUCCAAAGAAGAAGAAUAACGAGAAGAACGAGGAGGAUCUUUCGGAUGAGGACUUGGCGUUGAAGCAGCAGUUGGAGCUGUAUGUCGAGAGGAUUCAGGAUUCGGAUCCUGGUGUGCAGAAGCUUGCUCUAGAAAGCAUGAGGCAGGAGAUCCGAACUUCAACAAGCUCUAUGACCUCUGUUCCUAAGCCAUUGAAGUUUCUUAGGUCACACUAUGGAACCCUAAAGGCAUAUUAUGAAACAAUGGGGGAGUCAGAUGUAAAGAAAUACCUUGCUGAUAUUCUUUCAAUUUUGGCCUUGACCAUGUCUGCUGAAGGGGAGAGGGAAAGCCUGAAAUACAGAUUAUUGGGUUCAGAGGGAGAUAUUGGUUCAUGGGGCCAUGAGUAUGUAAGGAAUCUUGCUGGAGAAAUUGCACAGGAGUAUACAAAGCGGCAGCAGAUUGAGGAGGCAACAAUAGAUGACAUAAUGGAGCUUGUGGAACAAAUUGUUACUUUCCAUAUGAAGCAUAAUGCUGAACCUGAAGCUGUAGAUCUUCUAAUGGAGGUUGAAGACCUUGAUCUGUUAGUUGAACAUGUUGAUGCUACAAAUUUCAAAAGGACAUGCUUGUACCUUACUAGUUCGGCUAGUUAUCUCCCUGGACCAGAUGAUAUGUUAGUUCUGGAUAUAGCUUACACAAUUUAUCUCAAGUUUGAAGAGUACCCAAGUGCACUUCGGAUUGCACUCUUCUUGGACAACUUGCAGUACGUGACACAGAUCUUUACAUCUUGCAAUGAUCUUCUUCAAAAGAAGCAGUUCUGUUAUAUUCUUGCUCGACAUGGGGUAGCAUUUUUACUUGAUGAAGAUAUGGUUGCAGAUGACGAUGACAGGGAGGCAUUACAGGAUAUCAUCAAUAACACUAAAUUAAGUGAAGGCUAUCUAACUCUUGCUCGUGAUAUAGAAGUCAUGGAGCCAAAAUCCCCUGAGGAUAUAUACAAAGUGCACUUGCUUGAUGGCCGGGCAAGUGCUAGUGCAAAUGUUGAUUCAGCCAGGCAGAAUUUGGCAGCUACUUUUGUCAAUGCAUUUGUAAAUGCCGGCUUUGGCCAGGAUAAGUUAAUGACUGUUCCUUCAGAAUCUUCAAGUGGUGCUUCUACUGGAAGCUGGUUAUUCAAGAAUAAGGAACAUGGGAAAACUAGUGCUGCUGCAAGUCUGGGUAUGAUUCUGUUAUGGGAUGUUGAUUCUGGACUUGCACAAAUUGACAAAUACUUCCACAGCAAUGACAACCAUGUCAUUGCUGGUGCAUUAUUAGGAGUUGGUAUUGUCAACUGUGGUAUUCAGAAUGACUGCGAUCCUGCGUUGGCACUUCUGGGUGAUUAUAUAGGUAAAGAUGAUUCCAGUGUUCGUAUUGGUGCAAUAAUGGGCCUCGGGCUUGCAUAUGCAGGAACCCAAAAUGAGCAGUUACGAUUUAAAUUAUCUCCAAUUCUUGGAGAUGCAAAAGCUCCACUUGAUGUGAUUGCAUUUACUGCAAUCUCAUUGGGCUUGAUAUAUGUCAGUUCAUGCAAUGAAGAAGUUGCACAGGCCAUUGUCUUUGCCUUGAUGGACCGAAGUGAUUCAGAACUGGGUGAGCCACUCGCUCGUUUUCUGCCUGUAAGCCUUGGCCUUCUAUACCUUGGGAAGCAGGAAAGUGUGGAGGCCACUACUGAAGUUUCCAAGACUUUUAAUGAAAAAAUCAGAAAAUAUUGUGACAUGACCUUGCUAUCUUGUGCCUAUGCUGGAACAGGGAAUGUACUCAAGGUCCAGAAUCUUCUGGGGCACUGUGCACAGCACCUUGAGAAAGGUGAGACUCACCAGGGCCCUGCUGUGCUUGGAAUUGCUAUGGCAGCAAUGGCUGAAGAACUGGGUCUUGAGAUGGCUAUUCGAUCAUUGGAACAUCUAUUACAAUAUGGUGAACAGAACAUCCGCCGGGCAGUUCCUUUGGCUCUUGGUCUUCUGUGUGUUUCCAAUCCUAAGGUCAAUGUUAUGGACACAUUAAGUAGACUCAGCCACGAUACAGAUUCAGAAGUAGCAAUGGCAGCCAUCAUUUCCUUGGGUCUUAUAGGUGCUGGUACCAAUAAUGCUCGAAUAGCAGGCAUGCUUCGUAAUCUUUCAAGCUAUUAUUACAAAGAAGCUAGUCUUCUGUUCUGUGUGCGAAUUGCUCAAGGUCUUGUGCACUUGGGAAAGGGUUUACUAACACUGGCACCUUACCAUUCUGAUCGAUUUUUACUAUCACCGAUGGCACUUGCUGGAUUAGUGGUCUUACUGCAUGCAUGUCUUGACAUGAAAUCUAUCAUCUUGGGGAAAUACCACUAUGUCCUCUACUUCGUUGUUGUGGCCAUACAGCCAAGAAUGUUGUUGACUGUGGAUGAGAAUCUGAAACCUCUGUCUGUCCCUGUUCGGGUGGGCCAAGCUGUUGAUGUGGUUGGCCAGGCCGGACGACCUAAGACCAUAACUGGAUUUCAAACACACUCGACCCCAGUUUUGCUUGCAGCUGGCGAUAGGGCUGAACUAGCUACAGAGAAAUACAUUCCACUUUCACCCAUCCUGGAAGGUUUUGUCAUCUUGAAAGAGAACCCAGAGUACCGUGAUGAUCGCUAGAGCUGUUGUUUCAGAGACCUCGUGAUUACAAUUUAAACAGUCAAAAGUCCAACCUAGUGGAUAUUCUCUCACGUAUGCACAAUUCUAUCAAGACAAUGGCUGUAAUUUCAGUCAAGCGGAUGCUUGAAUGGAGUUACUAUUGAAUUUAGCGACGUGAAGAACUGAGAUCUCCCUGCAGCAACGAUUUUUUUUUUUUUUUAAUUUUUUGAUCGACCACUAUAAGCUUUCAUUAAGAUCAGGAAAAUGUUAUGGUACAAAGAGUAAGUGUACAGGUAAAGACUGAGAGAUAAAAGAGCCUCUCUCUCUCCCCUUGACAACACCCAUUCCUUACAAUUGUGCCCAGAAUAGAUAUUGCCGCCCCACCCCUUGUUUCACUAAUGUAUAUACAAUGGAAUUAGCACUACACAUACACCAACUGAAUGAGAUUUCCAUGUACCUUGUUAACCA